Molecule: messenger RNA, 1440 nt
Organism: Suillus paluster
Lineage: Eukaryota; Fungi; Basidiomycota; Agaricomycetes; Boletales; Suillaceae
Exons: 7
Source: RefSeq, a predicted model, not a curated record
UGUAAGGUUUGGGGUGGAAAGGGUGUUGGGUGGAGUUUGAUUUCCAUGGUGAACUACAUCCAGCUAGCAAUGAAAUGCCAGAGCAUGAUAGAUUCAUCUACUAAUUACAGCGAUUUAUACAAUACCCUACCAGUGGACAGACCUACUCUUUACACCUUUCUGUUCUGGAUUGCCACCGGUUUCAAGUUCAUGCACUUGGCAGCAGGGGGGUCAUUCUAUUUACUAAUUCUAGUGGCCGCCAAAGACCUGCGAUGGACUGUAACUGGAAUGCAAGCCAACUCAGUUCCUGUACCUGAAAAAACUGGAACAGAAAGCGAUUUACAGCUUCUCAUAGAAAGGAGAAUUAUACCGAUGAUAUCUCGUCUGCAUAAAGCGCUACCUUUGAGCAUGCCUGGUGCGUUUGUAGCCCUGGACCGGGAGGUGGACUGGACAUGCAUUAGGGACACUGACCGCCUUUUUGAUGGGGUGAAUACUAAUAAUUACCAGCUCCCUUCUCGUCGCAAAUCGGCGUGGAGAAGUUGUCUAGACCCUUGCUGGGACGAUACAUUGAGCCUGGGGUGCAUCACCAGGUCAUUUGGGGAUGUAGGCGCAGCAAGACUACCACACUUACCCAAAUUCUUCGACGACUCUACCUCCAUCAAGACCUUCCCAAGGUUGAUUUCCAUAGAGACAGCCUUUAACCAUAACACUCCAGAGAACCGACACAAUCCGGUUAACGGCAACAAAGUGCAGAACUUGCUGUGGACUAUCGAGCAGCGAAAGAUCGUUGAGGAGAGUGCAGUAACAAUCACAGAUACAGAAGAUUUAAAGGCGAAGCUAUCCACGUUCUACCCCUCUGGAAUCAAACAACCGGACGCCUACAUCAAGAUUCCAAUGUCUAUCCUUCCGGGAGCAUUGGAAAUUCGCAACUUGGAUGGGAGCCUCAUGGUGUUCAUCUGCAAUUUCAUGCCUCCUUCAAUGCGAGAUAUGCUUUUCCCAUUACUGAAAUCUGCUUUUGAUUGCCUAGAGGUGUUCACGAAUCGCACCGUGUUGUCUAUAUCUCAAGAGACCCAGGAUCCUGAGGCCGUAUUACAAUCUGAAGCAAACGAACCAUUUCGCUGCAUUCACUUUAGCCAUUGGAAUAGAUACGGUCUUUCGGGCAACAUGGCACCUGCUGACGCACACCCUCAUGAUUUGGUGGCUACAUCAGGCAGAACUAACCUCACGCAAACGCUGCCUUACAUGUCACGUGAAACUUUUGAAUACGAGCAACUGUAUCUCAACAUCCAGAAUAACCUAAGGGAGGUUUUUGAGUGGAUAGAGCAGACAGUUGCUCAUUAUCUUCCAGACGACUAUACUGCUCUCGCUGAGCUUGUUGAUAUUCUUCCCAACGCUGGUGGAUCACCGGUAAAACCUUUCUUGUCUCUGCUAGUGAACAUCAACGUCUGCACAAUAGGUCAU